Molecule: messenger RNA, 2268 nt
Organism: Oncorhynchus keta (chum salmon)
Lineage: Eukaryota; Metazoa; Chordata; Actinopteri; Salmoniformes; Salmonidae
Gene: slc9a7
Product: solute carrier family 9 member 7
Exons: 16
Coding region: 44-2125 (693 amino acids)
Biological process (GO): proton transmembrane transport; regulation of pH; sodium ion transport
Cellular component (GO): recycling endosome; membrane
Molecular function (GO): sodium:proton antiporter activity
Source: RefSeq, a predicted model, not a curated record
GAAGUCUGACAGGUCUCAUAGGCUUGGCUCAUCAAACUGUACCAUGGAUGCUGCUGUUGCCAAAAAACCAAAGCUAUGCAGAUUCUUCUUUCCUUUGGAAAAGCAAUUGAUGUUAUUUCCCAUUUUAAUUCUGCUGAUAAACCAGGCUUCUAAAAUGAACGCCGAGGACGGCGUUAUGGAGGAACUGGCAUCUGAGAAGGAGGCGGAAGAAAGUCAUCGACAGGACAGUGUGAAUUUAUUGACAUUCAUUUUACUGCUGACAUUAACAAUUCUUACCAUUUGGCUUUUCAAACACAGAAGAGUUCGUUUUCUCCAUGAGACCGGGUUGGCAAUGAUAUACGGACUGUUGGUAGGUGUGAUCCUGCGUUAUGGAAUCCCAGCCACCAGCUACCACAAAAAAACUCCUCCCAGCUGUUCUCUUGAGGAGGGGCCAGUCGGUACGCUCCUACUGAAUGUCAGUGGGAAGUUCUUUGAGUACACGCUGAAAGGAGAGAUCAACUCCAGGGAGAUACACAACGUGGAGCAGAAUGACAUGCUGCGUAAGGUUACCUUUGACCCUGAAGUAUUCUUCAAUAUACUGCUACCUCCAAUCAUUUUCCAUGCUGGAUAUAGUCUCAAAAAGAGACACUUCUUCAGGAACCUGGGCUCCAUCAUAACCUAUGCCUUCCUAGGAACAGCUAUCUCAUGCUUCGUCAUUGGAAACCUGAUGUAUGGAGUGGUGAAGCUGAUGCAGUUCAUAGGGCAGCUGACUAACAAGUUCUACUACACAGACUGUCUUUUCUUUGGAGCCAUCGUCUCUGCCACUGACCCAGUGACGGUGCUGGCCAUCUUCAAUGAGCUCCAUGCAGACGUGGAUCUUUAUGCCCUGCUGUUUGGAGAGAGUGUCAUUAAUGACGCAGUGGCCAUCGUCCUCUCCUCGUCUAUUGUAGCCUAUCAGCCGGCUGGAGCCAGUACACACGCCUUCGAUGCCACAGCCUUCUUCAAGUCAGUGGGGGUUUUCCUGGGCAUCUUCAGUGGAUCCUUCGCCAUGGGAGCCAUCACUGGAGUGGUCACUGCCCUCGUGACCAAGUUCACCAAGCUGCACUGUUUCCCUCUGCUGGAGACUGCCCUCUUCUUCCUCAUGUCCUGGAGCACCUUCCUAUUGGCCGAGGCCUGCGGGUUCACAGGUGUCGUGGCGGUGCUAUUCUGUGGGAUCACUCAGGCCCACUACACAUACAACAACCUGUCUGAGGAGUCCACCAAGCGCACCAAGCAGCUGUUUGAGGUCCUUCACUUCCUAGCAGAGAACUUCAUCUUCUCCUACAUGGGCCUGGCUCUGUUCACCUUCCAGAACCAUGUAUUCAGCCCCAUCUUCAUCGCCGGGGCCUUCCUGGCCAUCUUCAUAGGCCGUGCCUCCAACAUCUACCCCCUCUCCUUCCUGCUCAACCUGGGACGCAGACACAAGAUCAGGGGCAACUUACAGCACAUGAUGAUGUUUGCAGGCCUGCGGGGGGCAAUGGCGUUUGCCCUGGCAAUCCGGGACACAGCUACCUACGCCCGUCAGAUGACGUUCACCACCACCCUCCUCAUCGUCUUCUUCACCGUCUGGGUGUUUGGAGGAGGGACCACCCCCAUGUUGUCAUGGCUACACAUAAGGGUCGGAGUGGAUCCAGAUCAAGACCUGCAACAAUGUGGAGAUAACUUCCUGCUCUUUCAAGGGGACGGGACCAUGCCAGAAGUCAGUAAAACCAAGCAGGAGAGCGCCUGGCUCUUCAGGCUGUGGUACACCUUCGAUCACAACUACCUGAAGCCCAUGUUGACUCACAGUGGUCCUCCUCUCACCACGACCCUGCCAUCCUGCUGUGGUCCCCUGGCACGAUGCUUCACCAGCCCUCAGGCCUACGAGAACCAUGAGCAGCUGAGAGACGACGACUCCGACCUGAUCCUGAAUGACGGCGACUUGGCGCUGACCUACGACGACACGGCCAUCACGGCUAAAGGAGCAUCCAGUGGAGGGGCGGGGGGCUGGGGGGUCAACGGGAAGAGGAGCAGCAGCACAUCUGAAGAGGCACUAGAGAGAGAGAUGGAACAGGAAUUCCUGUCCCGCAGCACACGCCUCGUCUUUCCCAUCGAAGACCACGCCUGACCCCUACACCAUGACCCCAUGAACCCUCGCCCUCCAGCCCACACACACACCAGACUAUGGGAGGGGAGGAGAAUAGGAGAGCGAGGGUUGGAGGAAAGCUUUUGGUUUAAAACAGGGCUGAUAUUAAAUGUCAUUACUUCCUG